AUGGAAGGCAGAGAACUGAAUCCUGUCCUCAAGGGAUCUUACAACUUCCAGGAUCUGGAAGGCUCCCUGGAGGAUUUGGGACCAAGGUGCUUACACGAGACCUGUUCACCAAUCACUCCGUCAUCUGCAGCCAGGGACAAGGACGAAUCGGCCCUACCGGCUAAGCCGCGUCUCCAGCGAGGUGGCAGUUCUGCUUCUCUCCACAACAGUCUCAUGAGGAAUAGCAUCUUCCAGCUCAUGAUACACACCCUCGACCCGCUUGCCGAAGAACUUGGAUCAUAUGGAAAACUAAAAUAUUAUGACACAAUGACUGAAGAAGGGAGGUUCAGAGAAAAGGCUUCAAUCCUCCACAAGAUUGCCAAGAAGAAGUGCCAGGUGGACGAGAACGAGAGGCAAAAUGGGGCUACCAAUCACGUGGAAAAAAUCGAACUCCCAAACAGCACCAGCACAGAUGUUGAACUGACGACACCCAGCGACGCUUCAGAACCCGUACAAAACGGAAAUCUCUCCCAUAACAUUGAAGUAGUCGAAGCCCAGACCACAGAGACAGCAGAGCCAGAGGAGGACCAGCCCCUCAGUCUGUCCUGGCCUUCCAACCCCCGCAAGCAAGUCACGUUUCUGAUUGUUUUCCCCAUAGUGUUUCCUCUCUGGAUCACCUUACCUGACGUUCGCAAGCCUACAUCAAGGAAGUUUUUUCCUAUCACAUUCUUUGGCUCCAUCUCCUGGAUUGCAGUGUUCUCUUACUUGAUGGUCUGGUGGGCGCACCAGGUUGGAGAGACAAUCGGCAUUAGUGAAGAGAUUAUGGGUCUGACCAUCUUGGCUGCUGGGACCUCCAUCCCUGAUCUUAUCACCAGCGUCAUAGUGGCCCGGAAGGGACUAGGGGACAUGGCCGUGUCCAGCUCUGUUGGCAGCAACAUUUUUGACAUCACUGUUGGGCUCCCGCUGCCCUGGCUCCUGUUCACCGCCAUCCACAGGUUCCAGCCCGUGGCCGUCAGCAGCAACGGCCUCUUCUGCGCCAUCGUCCUCCUGUUCAUCAUGCUGCUCUUUGUCAUCCUCUCCAUCGCCCUCUGCAAGUGGCGGAUGAACAAAGUGCUGGGCUUCAUCAUGUUCGGCCUCUACUUCGUGUUCCUGGUGGUCAGCGUCCUCCUGGAAGACAGAAUCCUCACCUGCCCCGUCUCCAUCUAGCGGGAAAAGCCAUCUCUUGGACCCACCGCGUGGACGGUCCCUCCCCACUCUGGGCUCUGGGCUCCCGGGCCUCUUGGGGAGAGGCGGCCGGCACCCCGCCCCGGGUGCCAAGCGGCCCCCCUUGGCGGAUCUGAAGAGGGAUGGAUUCUCACCGGGCCCGUCCACGUCACAGGCUGCCUCCACCCUGGCCUGCUGACAUGACUUCACGUAAGGGACCGCGUGACCCUCACGACGGGGCCUCUCUCCCUUCACCACUGACAGGUACUCCUCGCUGGUCGGAGGUACAUUCAUUGACACGAUGCAAACCCGGACAGAGGCUAGCAUAUACCUACAAGAUAUACAUACUAUAAAUAUACGCACAUGAACACACAAACCCUGCCUGUUCCUGUAUGAUACCUCUCCUUCCAUGCCGAUAGAUGAGUACAUACUUGUAAAUAAACACAAAGAAAGAAAAAUUAUAUAUAUAUAUAUAUAUAUAUAUAAUUAUAUAUAUAUAUAUACAUACAAAUGCAUCUUUUCAGGGACAGCACUAGUAUAUUUAUGGUACCUACGUGAAGAGGGGCAUCAACCUUCAGUCUGGGCUUUACCUCUUAAGUGCAACAGGCGAACUAAUGGAAUCUGUAGCCAAGAGUAGUGUUGCUGUGACCUUCAGCCUACCUUGGACUUACUGGGAACCUGCCUGGUAGGGAGAUCGUUUCGGUGAGGAGGGCUUGGUGGAGAGCCCUCCAAAACAUUCCCACAAGCCAGACUGGAAAGAUUAUCUGCCCACCCCCGCUGAGGUACCCUGACGGAAACUCACAGUUACUUAGGGCAGAGGUAAAACCCAGACUGAGUGGACAUUGGUUUGGUGGCAGGGGGGUGGUAACCCGGAUUGGUUGUUUUGUUUUGUUUUGUUUUUUCUUAUAUCGUCCCAGCAUGCAAGUAGAAAAUAAUGACUACAAACCAAAUUAGUGCUUGUUCUAGGACAGCAAGACUAUCUAAACUGAACUGUAUUUUUCCAACGCAUGUCCCAUUAUCAUCAAAAGCAGGGGUGUAGGUUUAACCGUGAUUGCCAUUUAGACAUAUUUUGAUGCUAAGGGCUCACAUAUGGUCAAAAUGCCUGCCAAGAGAUCUUAGCUGAGUAAUAAGAAACACCAUUCAGUAGAGGCGCUCAGCGGGACUUGCCCCCUAAUGGGAAUGUACGGGCAUGGUUUUUUAAAGCAUUUUCCAAUGUAGUCAUAAAGGGCUUUAGCAUCUAAAGAAAA
Messenger RNA from Carlito syrichta (Philippine tarsier), 2429 nucleotides. RefSeq names its product sodium/potassium/calcium exchanger 2-like. Gene Ontology annotation, cellular component: membrane. The transcript has 11 exons. Bases 1 to 1185 code for a protein of 394 amino acids. The record is from RefSeq and is a predicted model, not a curated record. Gene Ontology annotation, molecular function: calcium channel activity; calcium, potassium:sodium antiporter activity. NCBI's taxonomy places the organism in Eukaryota, Metazoa, Chordata, Mammalia, Primates, Tarsiidae. Gene Ontology annotation, biological process: intracellular calcium ion homeostasis; long-term synaptic depression; calcium ion transmembrane transport.